Messenger RNA from Cladocopium goreaui, 225 nucleotides. The record is from the annotation of a GenBank genome assembly. Lineage: Eukaryota; Dinophyceae; Suessiales; Symbiodiniaceae.
GACACAUUGCGACGGCGGCAAAGUUGUCGUGGAGCAGCUGAGCAAGGUUACCUUGGUGGGCAGUCCCCAUGUUUGGGGUCACAAUUGCGUUGCAAAGGCCCCACUUUGGGAGUUUCAACACGGUCUGGUGAGGAUUCGCCUUCGAGAAAAAAUUCAAACUCGCCAGUUAAUGCUGUCUCCAGGUGGCGUACCCACAGGAACGCUAUGCUGGCUGUCAAAGAUGAG